CGGCCACGCCCACUUCCGGUUCCUCGGCCUCAGCAUGGCUGCUUUGGGUACUCUGCUGUCUAGUGUUCGGAGGCUGCACAGCAGCGCGGCGGCUCGGGCGGGCGGCCAGUGGAGACUCCAGCAGGGCUUGGCUGCCAACCCUUCCGGCUACGGGCCCCUGACGGAGCUCCCAGACUGGUCCUACGCGGAUGGCCGCCCUGCUCCUCCCAUGAAAGGCCAGCUUCGAAGAAAAGCCCAAAGGGAGAAGUUUGCAGUGAGUGGCUGGAGCCCCAGCCAGGGCAAUACGAAUAGACGGGUUGUACUGCUGUCACAGGAAAUGGAUGCUGGGUUACGGGCAUGGCAGCUCAGGCAGCAGGAGAAGUUGCAAGAAGAAGAAAGAAAGAAGAAAAAUGCUCUUAAACCUAAAGGGGCUGCUCUACAGAGCCCACUACCAAGUCAAUAAAAAGCAACUCCUCACCCUUCUGGGGUUGCUCAGUGGAUAGAGUGUUGUCCCAUGGACUGUGACGUGCCCAGGUUUCGGGCUCCAUCCCCAGUGUGGGGCAUGCAGGAGGCAGCUGAUUCAUGUUUCUUUCUCUCUCUCAAAACAUCAAUAAAAACAUAUUUUUAAAAAGCACAACUCUUCCUAUCUCCCUUUCCCAGUGUCUCUCUGACUUUCUCUUCUAUCACCCAGAUGCCUCAUCCCAGCAGGACACCAAGAAGAACAGGCUGUAAGAGCAUUCCUUAGAAGGGUUGGCUCCAUGCCCUUACCCCUGGCCCCCUUCCAAUUCAGGGGAAUCUUGCUCUGAAAUAUUCACCCCUUUUGCAGGUUAUAGGGCUGGCCCAACUGAGCAGUUACUGCUCUGCAAACAUGAAAAGGGGACAGCAGUUCUUUUGGUCUUGGCCAUCAUUCAAGCCUUGAAAAGCCUAUACACAGCCCAGCCUUUG
Molecule: messenger RNA, 924 nt
Organism: Molossus molossus (Pallas's mastiff bat)
Lineage: Eukaryota; Metazoa; Chordata; Mammalia; Chiroptera; Molossidae
Gene: MRPL52
Product: mitochondrial ribosomal protein L52
Exons: 5
Coding region: 35-442 (135 amino acids)
Biological process (GO): mitochondrial translation
Cellular component (GO): mitochondrial large ribosomal subunit
Molecular function (GO): structural constituent of ribosome
Source: RefSeq, a predicted model, not a curated record